Messenger RNA from Etheostoma spectabile (orangethroat darter), 3216 nucleotides. RefSeq names its product MON1 secretory trafficking family member Bb (gene mon1bb). NCBI's taxonomy places the organism in Eukaryota, Metazoa, Chordata, Actinopteri, Perciformes, Percidae. The record is from RefSeq and is a predicted model, not a curated record. Gene Ontology annotation, biological process: vesicle-mediated transport; protein targeting to vacuole. The transcript has 7 exons. Gene Ontology annotation, cellular component: Mon1-Ccz1 complex. The coding region runs from base 343 to 2187 and encodes 614 amino acids.
UGGCUGAGCGACGCUAACGUUUAAAUCAUAGACUGUAUGUUAUUAAUAUUAACAGUUUGUGGUUUAAAUCCAGCAUUUUUACACUAGCUAGCUACAGCAGUCCGAGGCAGUGGCUAAAAUAGUAGUCUGAAAAUGUUGGAUUAAAACGUUUGUCUCGCCCCGGGAAAACAUUUUAUCCACCCGGACAUUCAGGAAACCUCCGUCAGACGACCAAAAUGCAACUGAAGAUACAACCCGCAGCUGGAUAACAGUUGCCGGGCUGCUGAUGAAAGUUGAUGUAGCAAAUCAGCUAGAUAUUCAACCCGACGUUUCGACGGUACAAAAACUGACUGGCAUGGUAUCAUGGAGAGAGACAAUCAUCAAGAAGGAGAGGCACAGGGAGUAAAGAUUGGUGAUCCACCUUGUGAAAGGAAUCCACCUGCUGAAACUUUGGCAACUUCUCUUUCCCUAUUGGGGAAUCACCUGUUUCCGGCUCCAGUGGAGCGUAAGGACAGUAACGCUACCACUGUUAACAAAGAGGAUUCUGCGGAUUCACUCCUGUCAGAUGUUAUUGCAGAGGAGAAAAGUCUGGAUGAAGAGCCCCAUUCUGACCAGGUAACAAAGCUACAGCUUGAGGAGACAGACAACUCUGAGUGUCAGAACAAUGUGUCCACCCAGCCGUCUGACCAAGGAAGCGAGGAUGCUGACAGUGGCCGGAGCGACUCGGGGGAGUUUGUUGUUACAAUGUUGGCCAAGGCCAAGCUGGAGGAGCAGGGAAUAGGUAUGAAGGGAAGAUCAUCUCCCUUGUUGGAGCCAGGCACCCAGGAAUAUCCUGCUUUUAUGUCUCAUCGUGAUGAGGAUGUGACAGCUGACAGCUGGCGGCAGCACAGGAAGCAUGUUUUUGUGCUGAGUGAAGCAGGUAAACCCAUCUAUUCCCGAUACGGCAGUGAAGAGGCUCUUUCAUCUACAAUGGGAGUCAUGAUGGCGCUGGUUUCCUUUGUUCAAAGUGGAGAUAAUAUCAUCCGCUCUGUCUAUUCAGAGGAGCACACCGUGGUGUUCUUACAGAAAGGACCCCUAGUGCUGGUGUGUGUCUCUAGCAGUCGGCAGACUGAGCAGCAGCUGUGUGGAGAGCUCCUCUAUGUGUACUAUCAGAUCAUCAGCAUGCUCACCCAGGCCAGCAUAUCUCGCAUCUUUGAACACAAGAAAAACUACGACCUGAGGAGACUCCUGGCUGGCUCAGAAAAGAUCCUGGAUGGUCUUCUCGACCUGGUGGAUUCUGACCCCAGCUUCCUGCUUGCAGCAGUACACUGCUUACCCUUAGCCUCCUCUCUCAGGGACUCUCUCAGCCAGAUCCUGCAGAAAGCGAUCACCCCCAAUCUGGUUUUCUCCAUCCUCAUUGCCAAGAACCAGCUGCUCACCAUCGUCCAAGAAAAGACAGUCAUCGAGGACACCAGGCUGGAGCCCGCUGACAUUCAUCUCCUGCUCAACCUCAUCGGGGCCUCCUCUGCCUUUCAGGCUGGGGAGAUCUGGACUCCCAUCUGCCUUCCCCUCUUUAAUCCUGACUGUUACUUUUAUGCAUACAUUUCUUACCUGGACCCUCCAGAAUGCACUGUUUGCUUGCUGCUGCUCUCAACAGACAAGGAGGCUUUCUACGCUGUAGCUGAGUGCAAAAGGAAGAUAGAGGAGGCCAUGACGGCUCAGAACUCCCUGAGCCUCAUUAACAAAGUCCAGUCGUACAGCGUGAGCCAGGUGGGCGUCUCAGACCUCAGACACUUCAUGUACAAGCCCUUUGAUGUGCCAGACAACUACCGUCAGCUCACUCAGUUCACCAGCCCAGAGAUGGAGGCCCCGUACAGCAGUGAAGAGGAGAAAAUGAGACUGUUGGACCUUUAUCGUUACAUGCACAGCCGCAUCCACAGCACUUCACGACCCCUCAAGCUCAUCUACCACGUCGCUGAGAGGGAAACUCUGCUAGCCUGGGUCACAAGUAAAUUUGAGCUGUACACCUGCUUCAGUCCCCUGGUGACAAAGGCCUGUGCUAUUACUGCUAUCACUAAGCUUCUAAGGUGGAUUAAAAAGGAGGAGGACCGUCUUUUCAUCAGAUACCCCCCAAAGUAUUCAACCACACCAAACCCCAGCAAGAGCUCUCGAGGUGGGAAAUCUGACCAGCAAGACUCCACAGAUAACGGCGUCUUAUCUCUUCUAUAGGACUGACUCUCUCAGUGCUACAAUAGUUGCUCCGCCUCAUUCAACAAUAGUUUGUACACUGGUUCCGAGAUAUGUUUAGAACCCUUUUGACACUUGUUGGAAUGACAUUGACUACUGGAAUUAAACACUACAAAAGUUUUACAGUAUUUAAGGAGGAAUGGACGUUUUUAAACUGUUAUUAUUUCUUUACCUAACAAGAAAGCAUGUCAUUACAUCACUGCUUUUGAUUAGAAACAGUCAGGGCAAAACAGCAUUAAUACGUUUUAAAUUGAACAGUGGUAGAAAAUAAUUGCAAUGGUAUUUAAAUGUUUUUAUGUUUCAUUACUGCAACAAGAGAGAAAAUUUCAUCACGGACAAUGAAUGUAUCCCACAAAUGACAUAUGCUAUAACUUUUUCAUCGCAGUAAGUUAAUGAGUUAAAUGAAUUCAAGCUACCUUUUUCAGACUAGUUCUUAGAUAUAGAUUUGUUGUAUGAUUCAAAAAAAGAUCUCAAUGUCACAAAACAGGAUAUGCAAGUAUAUUUAGUUUUUGGGUUCAACGUAAACUGGAAUAACUGAAACUGCCAGAACAGGGACGGGCUAACAUGUGUCACACACGGUCAAUAACUGGCAAAUUUCCCUCUAUGGAUUUGGUUACAUAUCCCUGUGACAGAACUUGAAAACAUUGUUGUAUAUCUCACUAAUGUUUCUAUUUAUCAGGUUUCAAGUAUGUUACAUUUUGUGCAGAAAAAAAGUAGGAAAUCCCAGCCUGUUACACACUUCACUUGAUCAUUGUCAUUGUUUUCAUUGUGGUCAAGUAAGGCCAAGAAGACGCCACUGGGCACACGCAGUGUUUUUCUGCAGAUACUUCUAGUACUUUAUCAGUCAACACUUAAUGUAGUGACUUCAGGCGACUUAUCUUUUUGGAUAAUAGUUUUGUAAAGAUGUUCUAUAACACUAGCCUCAUCCUUGUGUCCUUUGAGGAAUUUACUGUCAAUUCAAGUCUUAAGAGUAUGCCUAUAGUAUUAUAAAAUAAAUCCCAGUUUGCACAA